This is a messenger RNA of Trichobilharzia regenti, 2172 nucleotides long. Lineage: Eukaryota; Metazoa; Platyhelminthes; Trematoda; Strigeidida; Schistosomatidae. The record is from the annotation of a GenBank genome assembly.
AUGUUAAAUCCUAUCUCUGACAAUUGGAUUGAAGAUGGCAACCAGCCAGAAAAUGAUACUUUUAAUGAUGUGAAAACAAUUGUCAAGGCGAAAAUUAAGGCAGGCGGUCGUCCACUCAGUUAUUAUCCCGUGCAUCCGUCUCGUGUUAAACGAUCUCUACUUCAUUGGCAUAGUAUGGAAGUGACAAGCCUUUGUUUCACUUCAUGCGGUGCACAUCUUCUCUCUGGUGGUCUCGAAGGUGUACUGCUCAAAUGGGAUAUGACUGAAUGUUUUGGUGGUCCAAAAAAGUGUCGAUUUUUACCUCAUCUUGGUUCGCCUAUUUCAUCUAUUUCAAGCUAUGGUGGUUUCUGUGAAGAUACAAUUAGCGUCACGUUAGAGAAUAACUCAUUCCACAUAUUGAAUAGCGCCUUCACGUUGGUCUAUCAUAAACAAGGCUUUAUGCAAUUGCCUAGACGUUGGGUUCAAAUGCCUGAAUUUUUAAUGCCUAAAAACUUAUUCAUUUUGGAGAAUCACUUUAUGCGUUCAACUGGUGCCGGCGUUGCUUUUGGAGCUCAGACAACUGUGUCGUCGAUUCCCACUUUGGUUUUGGCGAAUGGUGGCAGCGGCAAAUUACAACUGAUCGAUAUUAAUGAUGAUCAGAGAAAUGCUCAAAAAAUAGAUAUAACCAAUCAGAAUCACGUGGUCAGACUGAACACCUCCAAACUACCAGUCAUGUAUUCUGAGGUUUUGCUCACUGCUCAGUUAGCUAGUGAAGCUGAAUUCACCUGGCUUGUUACCUAUGAAUGUCUAAAGACGUCGUCUGACAAAUCGGGUCUCGAUAACCAGUCUCGUCUUACCUGGUGGCAGUGCCGGAAAGUCGAUGAUGAUAUUGAAAAAGAUGGUAUGAAGGAUGAUGCGAAUGUUAAGGCACGAGAAUUUGCAAAAUUCACACCAAUCGACACUUAUUCAAUGGCUCAUUUUGGUUGUCCUGCUGUAGGCAUGGGUUUUGUACCAAAUGAAAGGAAAGAGUUAUAUGUCUUGCUGGCAGAUUAUCGUCUUAUGAUAUGGUAUUUCAAUGAAGAAUCAAAGAAACAUCCCCUUUAUUCACCAUGGAUUCCGUCAUCGUGUCAUUUAUUAACAUGUGCUAAUCCAUUUGAGUCGACGAUGCGACCUAUCUCAACAAUUAUCACUUUUAAUGUGAAUGAUAAUCAGACAGUUGAACCGUUGAACUGCUUACUGAUUUGUUCUGGUGCCAGUUUAACUCUUUUCAAUUGGGAACAACUUGUUAUGCAAAGUCAUCCAAACCAUACUGCCAAUCUUCAAUUGAAAAGUAAUCUAUUAGAAUUGUGGCCAGAUUGUAAAAAGAGUUUUAUUGACAAUUGUACUGUUGUUGUUACCGCUCCACCUCCAUCGGAUUGUCCUACUGAUACUCGGUGCAUCGUUGUUACAGUUCGUAGUCAAGGCAGUAGAUCAGCAGAAGGCCGUAGACUACUGUAUUCAACCCUCUGUCUCAUCAAGUGUACACCUAUGAGUUUAGAAGUUGCAUCAAUCAUUCCUAAUGUGCAUGCAACAUGCAUGACUUCUCAUCCGAAUAAAUCUUGCAUAGCUAUAGGUUUAGAAGAUGGAACAGUCGCUGUAUAUAAACUCCAAUUGGAUUCAGAUGUCAAAUUACAGUUAACUCACAAUCUACCCAGCCUGGCCGCUCAACCAUUCUGUGAUCGUAAGCAUAAAGGUGGAGUGAAGAAUAGGGAGAAGAACAAGAAGAAAUCAAGUGGAACUCAGAUCAUCUCGCUGGAUUUUAUUCCGUCUAAAGGCCAUAAUGAUGUCGAUAAUGAUGAUGCGAAGGAUGGUCAACUUGACAAGGAAGGCAUUCAACUAGUUGGUAUUAUGAGAACUACAGUCGGACGAGAAACUGGACGUCGUGAUCUAGUGUAUUAUGGUAUACGAAGAGGGCAGAAAUGCUCAAGUGAAACUGAACCACCUCCGCAUCCCAGCAAGCAUUCAAAACAAGGCCUACUACAACUAGUCGACGUUGCAUCUCCAGUUCAAUUCAAUGGUCGAUCAAGACCAGCUAAGCGAAAAUGUGAUGCAGAUCAUCAGUUGGAGAAUACACUCAAACAGAUUAGUCAAUAUCCAAUAUAUACAGCACCACCACCGGAUCAGUUGUUACAUCAAUUGAUGAAGAAACAUUGA